CAAGACGACGGACAGCCUGGCGCAUCCGCCGUCACGUGCGCGCACGCCCCUAGCGCCGCUGCGCGCCAGAGAGAUGCACCGGCUGCCCAAGUGUUGGUCUAUCAGCCGGGAUUCAGCAGCGCUCAGCGGCCUUCUCUCACUCUCCAUCAACCGCCUCACUCAGCACGCCACACUCCAUUCUGCUGCGCCACGCCAGUCACCUCACGCAGUAGUCCACUUGCUAGCGUCUCGGCUCCACUUGGCUGCGCACGAGCCUCUCCUUUGUCGGUCGUGCGCGCGCCGACACCAUGGAGUCGCCGCUGCUCGACCCGGCCUUUGCCGACGACUCGCUCUCCGACACGCAGUCCAUCGGCUCGUCGCGCUCCAACACGCCGUCGCGGCGCCGCACGCGUGCCCGCUCCUCGCGCGCCACGACGCCCGGCGUGGGCGACUCGCUCGGCGACGAGCUCGGCGGCCUCAGCGGCGGCCACAGCCUGGGCGAUGAGCUGGGCGCACAGAGCUUGGGCGACGAGCUGGGCGCAUUCGCGGGACAGAGCCUAGGCGACGAGCUCAGCGGUGGGCAGAGUCUCGGCGAUGAGCUGGGCGGUGCCGCAACGCUCGGCAGCGACAUGCCCAGCGGCAGCCGGCAGCCCAGCGCGGCUCAUCUGGAGAACCAGAGCACCGCCUCGCCGCGCCGCUCGGCUCGCGGCGCAGAUGCCGGCUCAAUCCGACGGGCGUAUCGCGACAACCUCUCAGACGACGAGGCGUCGCAGACAGCAAGUCAUGCCGAGAGCGAGGCACUCGAUGCCGAGCAGGCAGAGCUCGACGAGGAAUACUACUCGCACGCAUCUGCGGCGCUCGAGACGUCGAUCGCAUCGACGAACCGCUUCUUGGCGUCGCUCAAGGGCAUCUCGUCGUCUGGCGGCGGAGCAGGCGCAUCGCGCAGAGACGACACGGCUGGCCUUGAAGCCGCAGCCGGCGCCGUCGUGCGGCUGCUGCGCGAGAACACGGCGGAGCGCGAGGCGCAGGUGCGCGAGCUGACGGACAUUGUGCGCGAGCUUGGGCGGGACCAUGCUCUGUGCGGCAUUGUAGACGACGAUUGGGUGGAGCGGGGAGCAGAGGAGGACCCGCUAGGCUUCGUUGGCAUGCGCGCCGGCGCGUCGUCUGCCUCGCUCGACCUCGUCGCAGAAGAGGAUGAUGGCUUGUCUACGUCCGACGUCGAGGCAGCAGAAGGCGCUGAGUUCGCGCCAGUGGGUCCACGCGCGCCGGCUGCCGAUCAGCUCGCACAUCUGCGUCUCGCAAGUGGCGCGCUCAUCGGCUCAUUGCAAGCGAUGCACGAGCACACACAAGUCGCACGAGCAGCCACUUCGGACGCAGCGCGCCGCCUGCGCGCGCUCAAGGGCGUGCUCGUCGCCUGGAAGACUGAGACGGAGGGCGUCGCUCGGAGCGAGGCGUGGAUCGAGGCCGACCGCCUCGCCAGCGCCAGCAGCAAGGACGACCCAGUGCGCAACGUCCAGGCCUGGACAGCCGGACAAGUGGAGCGAGCGCAGCGCGCCAUUGCUGAAGCCGGCGCACGUGCGCAAGUCCUGCUGCAGCCCGUGCGCUGCGAUGGCUUCGACCGCCUCGUCGCCGAGCUGCCCGACGGCGCGCUCGACAAGCUCGCCGGCCAGGCCAUUGCCAGCUCGUAGACGGCCCUCGUCACCAUCUCAAGAACACCGGUCCAUCAAGUCACAUGUCUCACCUUACACCAGGCACGCGUCACACUCACAGUG
Messenger RNA from Tilletiopsis washingtonensis, 1751 nucleotides. RefSeq lists its product as hypothetical. The transcript has a single exon. Bases 288 to 1667 code for a protein of 459 amino acids. The record is from RefSeq and is a predicted model, not a curated record. NCBI's taxonomy places the organism in Eukaryota, Fungi, Basidiomycota, Exobasidiomycetes, Entylomatales.